AUGGUUGCCAGCGAGUCGUCCAGGUUCCUGGCAAGGUCCCUGCCAAGGGCCUUCGCACCCUCUUCUCGUCUUCAGAGCGUUUGUUGGCGGCGUAAUGCCUCAGAUCAGGCGUCGUCGAAGUCCCCAAUUAGUGACCUUGAGUCAAGCUCUCUAAGUGCCAGCGUACCGGAGGGCAUUGUGAAGUCAUUCGAUCCAGUAGCGAGGUCAAGGGCGCGAAAAACACAGUUGCCUCGGAGUCGACCUCCUCCACCAUCAGAUCCCUCGUCUCGACUCUUUGUUCCUGGCCCCUUUUCACUUCCCAGAGUAUCACAGACAUGGGAGUCGACCAUCGCUCCAGACAUUCUCACCCUCUGCUACGUCCACACUCCUCCCGGGUUCAAGCCCCCACCAAAAGGUUCUCGUCUUCGUGAGUGGGACGACAGCUCUCCUUACCACAAGAACCGGCCGCUACGUGGGCCUCGUGGCGGCGACGUCUUACGACUGCUCCGUAAACCCAUCACUUUCAACAACAUCCCCCAGCUAGAGCGCAUCACCAUCCACAGCUACGUCAAGCAGGCUGCUACGGAGAACUCGUCCUGGCUCCAUGUCGCCGGUAUGGCCGUUCAGGCUAUUUCCAAUGUCCGCGUUCAGACAUUCAAAUCAAAGUCCAGCGUUGCUACGUGGGGUAUUGCGCCUGGCAGAGACACCGUCGCGGUGAAGGCAGAACUGCGCGGUGAGGAUAUGCUCCACUUCUUCGGAAAGUUAGUCGAUGUUGUUCUGCCUAGAAUCAAGGACUGGGAAGGUGUCAAGGGCACCAGCGGUGAUAGCAGCGGAAACAUCACGUUCGGCCUUGAGCCCGAGAACGUGGCUCUCUUCCCUGAAAUCGAGGUCAACUACGACAUGUACCCACCAAAGAUGAUCCCCGGUGCUCACAUCACGAUCCAUACAACUGCCAGAACCGACAAGGACGCCCGUCUUCUCCUCAGCGCCAUGGGUAUUCCCUUCUAUGGAAAGCUUGUUGAUUAG
Aspergillus fumigatus Af293 is the source of this 1005-nucleotide messenger RNA. Lineage: Eukaryota; Fungi; Ascomycota; Eurotiomycetes; Eurotiales; Aspergillaceae. The record is from RefSeq and is a predicted model, not a curated record.